AUGACUGAGGACGACGAUAAUUACAAGGCGGGUCAAGGGUCGACAUCUGUUGUAACACUCGACUCAAGCGUCAGUGUCACCCAAGUCGACCUGCAAGAUUCAGAGACGGAACAACCUGAAGAGUCAGAGAAGACGGGUAAAAAGCGAAAGAGGAAGAAACGUCCAGGUCAUCGUGGUAAGAAGCAGAAACCAUUUGACGGACAACGUUUCAAAUUAAACCAUCCUGUUUUCACAUACACGUUAAAAUAUCCCACGAUGAUGAUUAUCAACGUCCCUCCCGUCAUCCCCCACGUAAAUCAAAACCAACCCAAUACUUAUUUUCACGUCCUUGAGGAUAUCUUGAAAAUGGAAAAAGGACUCACCGAUCGAGAGAGAGGUCUCGAUAUGCCCGAGGGACAUAAGCUGGGUCAAUACGAUUUCUGCAUACCACAUCCAUGUCCUAAAGCAGAUGAUCCCAGAUCUCUGUUCACGUAUUUCAAACAAUUUUUUCCUCCUGAGAGUCGACAUUUUGAAAGUAUACAAAAAUCUCAUCAAGAUUUUUCAAAGAUGGAAUCUCAACGUUCAAUUCAAAAGAUGAAGAACGGAAAGAAAGUUGGUGAACCGGAGUAUCAUUUAGGUAUAUCGGCUAGAUAUUUGGAUUGGAAUACUAUGUCUGAUCUUUCCACCAGACAAUCAUACCUUGAGGGAUCAAUGAGGAAGAAUAGGGAAAAGGUAUUACCUCUUUCGAGAGAGACGAUAAAAAGUCUUCUUUUUGCUUUGCGUCAAGCUACAGGAGGGACUUUAUACCAUAAAUUAGGUAGUGUGGAUUCUCCAACAUCUUCGAAAAUGCGUAUAGCACCUACAAAACUUUUAAAAGUCCAAGACGAGGUGAAUCCCGCUAAAACACAAGUUCCAAAUUUCAAAAUCGAUAACGAAUGUUUUUUCGGACUCAAUUCCAUGGUGACUAUUUCCCAAGGAAAAUCAAUCAAUUGGCAUUAUGAUAGUCCCGAUUCUGAAGAAACGUACACGGUUAUCAUCGUCGGGGGAAAAGGAAACUGUCAAAUACAUAUCGCUCAAUUGGGUAUUUGGAAUUUAACAUUAUGUCCUGGAGAUGUGGUUUGUUAUAAAGCUUCAAAGUUGCUUCAUUCCAUCAUGGUCUCCGAUCCUUGCGUUCUUUAUACUUUUCAUCUUUCUUCAAAAUCUGUAGCUGCUAUGGGAGGGUUUCAAUGGGAAGAUUCAAAAGACGAAUGA
This is a messenger RNA of Tremella mesenterica DSM 1558, 1230 nucleotides long. RefSeq lists its product as uncharacterized. Bases 1 to 1230 code for a protein of 409 amino acids. The transcript is spliced from 6 exons. Lineage: Eukaryota; Fungi; Basidiomycota; Tremellomycetes; Tremellales; Tremellaceae. The record is from RefSeq and is a predicted model, not a curated record.